This is a messenger RNA of Oncorhynchus masou masou (cherry salmon), 963 nucleotides long. RefSeq lists its product as uncharacterized. Lineage: Eukaryota; Metazoa; Chordata; Actinopteri; Salmoniformes; Salmonidae. The record is from RefSeq and is a predicted model, not a curated record. The coding region runs from base 1 to 963 and encodes 320 amino acids. The transcript has a single exon.
AUGACAAGUGCCUGGAUUAGGACCUGCGCCGCUUCCUGCGCCAAACCAACUCACCUCAAACCACCCCACCUCAAACCAACCCACCUCAAACCAACCCACCUCAAACCAACUCACUUCAAACCAACCCACCUCAAACCAACUCACCUCAAACCAACUCACCUCAAACCAACUCACCUCAAACCAAACCACCUCAAACCAACUCACCUCAAACCAACUCACAUCAAACCAACUCACCUCAAACCAACCCACCUCAAACCAACUCACCUCAAACCAAACCACAUCAAACCAACUCACCUCAAACCAACUCACCUCAAACCAAACCACCUCAAACCAACUCACCUCAAACCAACUCACAUCAAACCAACUCACCUCAAACCAACCCACCUCAAACCAACUCACCUCAAACCAAACCACAUCAAACCAACCCACAUCAUACCAAACCACCUCAAACCACCCCACCUCAUACCAAACCACAUCAAACCAAACCACCUCAAACCAACUCACCUCAAACCAACCCACCUCAAACCACCCCACCUCAAACCACCCCACCUCAAACCACCCCACCUCAAACCAACUCACCUCAAACCAACCCACCUCAAACCACCCCACCUCAAACCAACCCACCUCAAACCACCCCACCUCAAACCAACCCACCUCAAACCAAACCACCUCAAACCAACUCACCUCAAACCAACUCACCUCAAACCAAACCACCUCAAACCAACUCACCUCAAACCAACUCACAUCAAACCAACUCACCUCAAACCAACCCACCUCAAACCAACUCACCUCAAACCAAACCACCUCAAACCAACCCACAUCAUACCAAACCACCUCAAACCACCCCACCUCAUACCAAACCACAUCAAACCAAACCACCUCAAACCACCCCACCUCAUACCAAACCACAUCAAACCAACCCACCUCACACCACCCCACCUCACACCACCCCACCUCAACUGA